This is a messenger RNA of Penicillium antarcticum, 882 nucleotides long. RefSeq lists its product as uncharacterized. The coding region runs from base 1 to 882 and encodes 293 amino acids. The record is from RefSeq and is a predicted model, not a curated record. The transcript has a single exon. NCBI's taxonomy places the organism in Eukaryota, Fungi, Ascomycota, Eurotiomycetes, Eurotiales, Aspergillaceae.
AUGAAGCUGACGUGGGCAACAUCCCUUCUCCUGCUCUCGACCAGGGUCACCUCCUUGACUAUCCCUUCAACUGAUCUCGUUGAGCGCGAGGAUUCGGUAGAUACUACCCAAGAAAUCUCCGAGUUUAUGGACCUCGAGAAGCGACGUGGAGGAGGUGGUGGUGGCCGCGGAGGCUCUAGCGGGGGGAGCAGUGGUGGCCGUACUGGCAGCUCAUCUAGCAGCUCUUCAGGCAGUUCAAGCGGUAACAGUGGCAGCCGAGGCGGAAGCAGCGGCAGCUCCGGCAGCAGUGGUUCCAGUGGUUCCAGUAGCUCCGGCAGUCGAAGUGGCUCGUCCAGCAACGUUGGCGGCACAACAUCCUCUGGUUCCGGUACUCGAGCUUCCUACGGCGGAGGCAGCUACUACGCCGGUGGUGCCACAACUCCUUACCGGUCUGGCUCGCGUUCCGCUGGCGGCAUUUACCCCUACGUUCUCGGAGGUGCAGCUCUGGGUUUCUUCCCUGGCCUCUGGCUAUACAGCGCCUAUGCCUACCCCUACAGCAGCAACUAUCACUACAUGAACCAGAACACCCACAAGAACGAGUCUCUGCCGGUUGUCUGCGUGUGCCAGGAAUACUCGGAGUGUGGAUGUGACAACAACAACAAUAGCACCUACUAUGAGUCGCUCUUCAACGGCACUGUGCCAAAGAACUCCAGUGUGGUGCGUGUGGUCAAGGUGAACGGCACCGAGACCAUCUAUAUCAAUGGCACUCUGCCCAACGGAACCACCUCGGCCGAUAGCAGUUCGAGCACCUCGGACGCCAGCCCUAUCAUGACGACCCUGCUACAUGCCAGUGGAUACUGGGUGACUGUUGCUCUCGUUGUGACAGCUGUAUGGUCAUUCUAA